Messenger RNA from Pelmatolapia mariae (spotted tilapia), 678 nucleotides. Its product is annotated as GATA zinc finger domain-containing protein 14-like. The annotation marks the transcript as partial. Lineage: Eukaryota; Metazoa; Chordata; Actinopteri; Cichliformes; Cichlidae. The record is from RefSeq and is a predicted model, not a curated record. The transcript has a single exon.
CACAACAACCGCCGCCACGACAACAACUACAGCUGCUCCAACAACAACCACAACAACCGCCCCCACGACAACAACUACAGCUGCCCCAACAACAACCACAACAACCGCGCCCACAACAACAACUACAGCUGCCCCAACAACAACCACCACAGCAGUACCAACAACAACCACAACAACCGCCCCCACGACAACAACUACAGCUGCCCCAACAACAACCACCACAGCAGUACCAACAACAACCACAACAACCGCCCCCACGACAACAACUACAGCUGCCCCAACAACAACCACAACAGCUGCCCCAACAACAACCACCACAGCAGCACCAACAACAACCACAACAACCGCCCCCACGACAACAACUACAGCUGCCCCAACAACAACCACAACAACCGCCCCCACGACAACAACUACAGCUGCCCCAACCACAACCACAACUACAGCUGCCCCAACAACAACCACAACAACCGCCCCCACGACAACAACUACAGCUGCCCCAACAACAACCACAACAGCUGCCCCAACAACAACCACAACAGCCGCACCCACAACAACAACUACAGCUGCCCCAACCACAACAACUACAGCUGCCCCAACAACAACCACAACAACCGUCCCCACAACAACAACUACAGCUGCCCCCACCACAACCACAACAGCUGCCCCAACAACAACCAC